AUGGCCGCCAGGAGCUUUGUGCUGUGGCUGCACGGCCUGGGCGACUCCGGCCCGGCCAACGAGCCGAUAAAGACCUAUUUCGCUUCCCCCGAGUUUAAGAGUACCCGCUGGUCCUUCCCCUCGGCUCCCAACAUGCCCGUCAGCUGCAACUGUGAGCCUCUCCCGAGCUUAUUAUCUUGGUUUUGGUCAUGGUGUAUCGGAUCUUUGGUAUUCUUUGAUUAGCCUUCCUUCCAAGUUCGAAUUGGUCGAUCCAUUGACCGGAGAUCGACUUGGAUUCCGUCAACUGGUAAAGCCUAUAUAAAUAUCUAGCGGAAUGGAGUACAGAUUGAUCAAGGCAAUGAAUGACACAAACUCCUGGAGAGGCAUUAUCCAGAGACGACCGGGGCCUAAUCUGACGCUCACCAGUGACAUACUGAAUCCAUGUCUUUCGCAUAGAAUCUCUGUCGUUCAUCAAGUCAAUCAAAUGAUAUGAGUCCAACUGAAAAGAAUUCGCCUAUAUAUUUACGACAUAACACAAAUGAAGUGCAUCAUAUAUGGAAUUAUAUGGAAUGUCAGAAAAUAUCAGCAUUAAGGUUGAUUUAUCUCCCGGCCUUGCUUGUGUUAGGUCAAAACCGUGGUAUUCUAUAAAUGGUAACAAAAUUUCUAUUUCUAUGCAGCUAAAAUGAAAAUAAUUCUUAUGAGAAAAGAAAAUUAUUUUAUGUUAGUUGAUAUUGUUUUCUGCGUCAUCCUUGACAUCACUAUAGACUUCAAGGAUAAACAUAUUUCCAAUGAUAUCACUGGCUGUACAGAUUGCAGAAAUAGUGGUCAUCGACAGGAACGAGUACAAUGACUAUUUGAUUGUGGAUGAUAUUCUUUUUCUACGUUUCAUGUUUUACAUAACUUAUCGGAUCUAAGUCACUGUUUGACAGUAAUUUUGCAUGUCGUACUGAAUUUUUGAGAUUCAUUGUAGAUGGCAGUGUCAUGCCCUCGUGGUUCGACAUUCAGGAGAUACCCGUGGGUGCUGUAAGUAGUAUUCAACCCUUUACAGCAUACUUUUCCUUUCCCCGGAUGUUUUGCUUUUAUAAUUUACGCUGAAAAAAUAAAACAUGUUUUUUCCUUGCUUUCUCAAUAUAAAUGAUGCGACUGUUAUUCUUCUUUAUAAGCUCUUUAUCUCUGUGAUCACGUACUUUUUGCAUUAGUCGAGCCUGAAAUGUACUGUAUGGCUAUCUUAUUUGGUCAACUCAUGUUGGCCACAGAAUAACUUGUCUUCAUGAUUUCAGUUCAUUAGAACUGUUUUUGAAUGGUUGGAGAAAUUCAUGCAAGAUGAUGAUGAUGUUGAGAUGCUCUGUGGAUUAUCAGGAAUCUCCGAAAGAUGAAGCUGGAGUCAUGAAAGCUGUUAAAAGUAUUCAUGCAAUGAUAGAUAAGGAAAUAUCUGCCGGCACAAACCCUGAAAAUAUAUUUAUUUGUGGUUUCAGCCAAGGAGGUACUUAUAAUUAUCACGCAUAAUUUUCACUGCGCUAUUUUUCUUCAGUUUGGGGUCAAUAAUGAACAAUGUUCAAAAAAAUUGAGAAAAUGUGCCUUACCCAGAAUAAAAUCAUAUUCGGGUUAAUAACCCCAUUUUAAAUGCUAUGGAAAAGGCAGGAUAGGCACUAUGCUGCGAAGAAACCACGGACAAUAAAAGAGUUAUUAAAGAGUUUGCAUUCCUUCUUUGGCAGGGGCUUUGGCAUUAGCUAGUGUUCUGCUUUUCCCCAGGACUUUAGGAGGCGGUGCAGUCUUCAGCGGAUGGGUGCCAUUUAAUUCAUCAAUUAUGGGCAACAUAUCAUCUGAAGCAAAGAAGGUGACUCCUCUGCAGAUGCUUUUAGUGAAAUGCCCAAUUUUAUCGUAUUUUGAUGUCUUCUAAUUACAUGAAUAGCCCAUUUUUUUUCCUGAAUAACCUUUAUAUACUUCAGCUGGGAAUGGCAUGCUAAUAAAAUUAAAAAGGGAGGAAAUAUAAGAGUGAAUGCAAUCAAACGUGUUUUUAUUUCCCUGUCCAACAUGAGGGCGAGAAAAUCCAACACUGAGAAACAAGCAUAGGUAUAUUAGAUUAGACUACGUUUAUCCCAUGGCCAUCCGUUGUGUAGGUUUCCUUAAACUCGCUUUGAGAGUCGACUUGGAAGGAGUGGAGCUUCUGACUAAAGAUGGAGUGGUUUUGCAAAUAAUUUUCUGCUCUGCUGGAGACAAACUGUCGGGACUAAAUAAUGUUCUCAUUGUUUUCAUACCAUUUGCCUGUUUAACACAGCAAUACAGAGCUACAAGAUGACAGAGCUAGUGAGAGAAAAUCAUCCCAUUGUUCUUCGCCUGAACUGUCCUCUUCUGAAACCUUCUCCCACAAGUCCCCAUCCAGACUUCCUUCUGUCAACAAUAUAAGACAAUCUCCAGCCACCCAUCCGCCCAAUUUCCCAUUUUAUAAUCAGGGUUCAUCUCGCUAUCCUCUCUUCUCUGAACUGUUUUUUCUAUGUUUUUUUCAUCUGAAACAUUGCAGACCCCUCUCCUCUGGCUGCACGGCAUGGCCGACAGGACGGUCCUGUUCUCGGCCGGGCAAGCCGGCCCUCCAUUUCUCGAACAGGCGGGGAUGAAGUGUGAAUUCAAGGUCUGUUCAACUCUCUACCCAUCAUCAUGCCCAUCUGUAAGCAAAUAAUCCCAGGCCCAUAAUGACCAGGAGUUUCCCUAAGCCAAGGCCUCUUCGUCUCUCAUGGAUGUUGCAGGCCUACCCUAAUCUUGCGCACAGCAUAAACGAUGAAGAACUGCUCUCCCUGGAGUCAUGGAUCAAGACGAGGCUCCAGAGCUCCUCCUGA
Molecule: messenger RNA, 2813 nt
Organism: Spirodela intermedia
Lineage: Eukaryota; Viridiplantae; Streptophyta; Magnoliopsida; Alismatales; Araceae
Source: the annotation of a GenBank genome assembly